AUGCCCUUCACAACUCGCCGCCGACCCGCAACCACCACAACAACCACCGCCCGGCCCUACCGCCGCAGCAUCUUCGCCCGGAGACAGCCUCGCGUCGUGCAUCAUCACCAGCAGCGAAAGCCCACACUCAAGGACAAGGUCACCGGAGCGCUUACAAGGCUCAAGGGAAGCUUGACUGGUCGUCCUGGCGUAAAGGUAUCUCCUGUUUGA
Molecule: messenger RNA, 210 nt
Organism: Trichoderma reesei QM6a
Lineage: Eukaryota; Fungi; Ascomycota; Sordariomycetes; Hypocreales; Hypocreaceae
Exons: 2
Coding region: 1-210 (69 amino acids)
Source: RefSeq, a predicted model, not a curated record